AUGGAGACUGACGGAUUUGUAAGGAAGCGGCGGAUGACCCUGGAGUCGUCAGACAGUGACCCACGGGUCGCUGGUGCGUCUGCAGGGGCAGAAGUCCGGUGGCUCGGAGAACAACCGGAGGAGGCAGAGGUGGACUAUGAGGGGCUGCCACAGAGCGCGUCCACAAGGACUCACAUGUUGGCUGGAGCUGUGGCGGGGAUCAUGGAGCACUGUCUCAUGUUUCCUGUGGACUGUGUCAAGACACGUAUGCAGAGCCUUCAGCCUGAACCAGCUGCUCAGUAUCGAAAUGUGAUGGACGCUCUUCGGCGGAUUAUAGCAACAGAGGGAGUGUGGCGGCCACUCAGGGGGCUGAAUGCAACAGCUAUUGGGGCAGGACCUGCUCAUGCACUAUAUUUUGCCUGCUAUGAGAAACUCAAAAGAACUCUCAGUGAUGUCAUACACCCAGGAGCAAACAGUCAUUUGGCUAAUGGUGCGGCGGGGUGCGUGGCCACACUGCUUCAUGACGCAAUAAUGAAUCCUGCAGAAGUGGUAAAGCAGCGCAUGCAAAUGUACAACUCUCCAUACCGGGGCGUAUUGGACUGUAUUGCUGCUGUGUGGCAGAAAGAGGGCGCUGCUGCGUUCUACCGCAGUUACACCACUCAGCUCACCAUGAACGUGCCCUUCCAGGCCUUCCACUUCAUGACCUACGAGUACCUCCAGGAGCAGCUCAACCCUCACAGACAGUAUAAGCCCUCUUCUCACAUGGUGUCCGGGGCUCUGGCUGGGGCCCUCGCAGCUGCAGUCACCACGCCUCUGGAUGUGUGCAAGACUCUGCUCAACACACAGGAGUCCUUGGCCCUGAGCUCCGGUCACGGCCAAUCUGCCCACAGACAUAUCUCAGGCUUAGCCCAUGCUUUCCGGACCGUCUAUAGGCUGGGCGGCCUGAGGGGCUUUUUCAAAGGCGUACAGGCCAGAGUCAUUUACCAAAUGCCCUCAACAGCCAUCAGCUGGUCUGUGUACGAGUUCUUCAAGUAUGGACUCACUAAACAUCAGCAUGACAAGAGGAGAGCGCAGACACAUCUGGAGGCAGAGAUGUAA
Molecule: messenger RNA, 1077 nt
Organism: Knipowitschia caucasica
Lineage: Eukaryota; Metazoa; Chordata; Actinopteri; Gobiiformes; Gobiidae
Source: the annotation of a GenBank genome assembly